Messenger RNA from Mycetomoellerius zeteki, 419 nucleotides. RefSeq names its product odorant receptor 9a-like. Gene Ontology annotation, biological process: sensory perception of smell; detection of chemical stimulus involved in sensory perception of smell. Gene Ontology annotation, cellular component: plasma membrane. The transcript has 5 exons. The record is from RefSeq and is a predicted model, not a curated record. NCBI's taxonomy places the organism in Eukaryota, Metazoa, Arthropoda, Insecta, Hymenoptera, Formicidae. The coding region runs from base 57 to 419 and encodes 120 amino acids. Gene Ontology annotation, molecular function: odorant binding; olfactory receptor activity.
CUUUACGAUUCGCGGAGAUUCUUGAAGACAUCUUUUGCACUGCUUUUGCAGUACAAAUGUUGAUAGUUGUUGUAACAUUGAGCAUUACUCUGCUACAAGUUGCGUUAUUGUAUGGCGAAAUUCACGAAGUGUUGAAGUAUUUGGCGUAUAUCUUUGCUCAGGUGUUACACACGUUCUGCUUCAGUCUACAAGGACAGAGAUUGAUUGACCACAGCUUGCAAUUAAGCGAUAAAAUAUACAAAUCCUCCUGGUAUGAAAUACCUGUGGAAUCACAAAGGCUGCUUUUGUUCGCGAUGCGAAGGAGCAUGCAACCAUGUUUUUUAAGCGCCGGCAAGAUUUAUAUCUUCUCUUUGAAGAGCUUCUCCACGGUUAUGCAGUCUUCGGUGUCGUAUUUUACCGUACUCGCAUCCUUCCAAUGA